GUGGAGGGACGGGUAACUCCGGUCAACCUGCCGUCCUCCAGGGGCUCGAGCACCCCGGGGUCUCCCGCCACCGGCAUCAUGGCCCGAGUCAACGACCAGGUGGUGGGCUACAGAGACCUGGCAGCUCUGCCCAGAGAUAAAGCCAUCCUGCAGGUGGAGAGACCGGACCUGAUGACCUACCAGCCACACCUCAGCUUCUCCCCGCUCGACCCUCCACGCAGAGAACGAUCUCUGUCCCCUCCAGCCUCGUCUCCCACCAUGUCCCCCGAGGUGAAGGCUCGCAGAGCAGAGAGCGAGAGCGGUUCUCCUGGAGGAUCGAUGCUGCAGCUGCAGGCUGGACGCAAAAUCAGCGCCAGCCAGCAGCAUUUCCACAGACCAGAUAACGGAACGAACAUCUACAGGAAACCUCCCAUCUACAAACAAGAUACGAACAAACACGUUGAAGGCGUCAUUCAGUCAGCGAAGUUUCCGGCGGCUCAGCCUCCAGAUCCGAACCAGCCGUCCAAGAUCGAGACCGAGUACUGGCCCUGCCCCCCCUCUCUGGCCGCCAUGGAGAUCGAGUGGAGGAAGAAGAAGGAGCUGCAGGAGGAGGACGAGUUUGAGGACCUGACGGACGAGGCGGAGACGGUGCGGGAGCAGGAGCUGGAAAAGAUCAAGUCCAACCUGGGGCGCCUCAUCCUGAAGGAGGAGAAGGAGAGAGCCGUGAACUAUCGCAGGAAGACGCAGUCGCUGCCCGACAGAACGCACAUGCACACCAGUUUGUCAGCGAGUGCCUCAAAGUCUCCGUCACACUCGGGCCCAGGCCUGACCAGAAUGCAGUCUGCAGAGUUUUCCACAGAUGGAGAAAAAGGACAUUCAGAAAUCAGAAAAUCAUUUAAAGGACUUUAAAGCUCUCGGUGUGACACUGAUGUGAUCGUUGUUUUCUUCAUGUCUCCG
Messenger RNA from Plectropomus leopardus (leopard coralgrouper), 936 nucleotides. NCBI's taxonomy places the organism in Eukaryota, Metazoa, Chordata, Actinopteri, Perciformes, Serranidae. The record is from RefSeq and is a predicted model, not a curated record.